This is a messenger RNA of Dama dama (fallow deer), 2313 nucleotides long. RefSeq names its product G protein-coupled receptor 19 (gene GPR19). Bases 848 to 2101 code for a protein of 417 amino acids. The transcript is spliced from 3 exons. Gene Ontology annotation, cellular component: plasma membrane. Gene Ontology annotation, biological process: G protein-coupled receptor signaling pathway. NCBI's taxonomy places the organism in Eukaryota, Metazoa, Chordata, Mammalia, Artiodactyla, Cervidae. The record is from RefSeq and is a predicted model, not a curated record. Gene Ontology annotation, molecular function: G protein-coupled receptor activity.
UAUGAGAGUCCAUCUUGAUAUUAGCAGCAAUCUCUAGUCAACUUUUGAUUUUGAGUAUAUUUUGAUUUUUUAUGUACUGCCUGGAGUACAAGGCAGAGGAACAAUGCAAUUUUAGUUGACCAGCAAAGGAAUUGCUUGUAGGUAAGCAAUAUAGCUUCAUCUGUAAGAAAAACUCAAUAUAGAAAGCCACAGGAUUUAAGUUAGCAGUGAGGGAGAAGGAUCCAGGUAUCAAUCAAUAGAAUCGAAAUGCUUCAUUAAGAAAGGUCCAGUCCUAGUAGUCCCUAUCAAGAAGUUCUCCCUAGAGCAGUUCACUUCAUUUUGGCAGCCUACAGUAUAGCCUAGGAAAUGGCAACCCACUCCAGUAUUCUUGCCUGGAGAAUUCCAUGGACAAAGGAGCCUAGCAGGCUACUGUCCAUGGGGUGACAAAGAGUUAGACAUGACUGAGCAAUUAACACUAGUGUAACCUAGUAACUGGGCCACAUGUGUGUCAUUCAUGAAACUGUUCCAGAAAAAAAAAAAAUCCAUGCGUGCAGUAGAGUAGGGUUUCUGAAUUGAUGCCUUCGUAUUUUGGUUUUAGGGAGUGGGAUCAUCCAACUAUAAGAGGUGUGAUCUCUCAGUAUGGUGUCACAGAAAGGGUAUAGAAUUGAGAAUCAGACCUGGAGUUUGAUGCUAAGGAAGCAGGCUGUGAGCCAAGGGGAAGGCAGAGGACAGAUAUGACUGUGUUCCCAAGCUUCUGUGGUGGUUUAUGGCAUCCUCCAAACUCCUCUGCAAGGGCUGAUCCUGACCACGAAGACCCAAGGAGACCGUCUCUGAAAUCAAGUCCAGAUGAAGAACUAAGAGGGGAAAAAUGAAUAUGGUUUUUGCUCACAGAAUGGAUAACAGCAAGCCACCUUUGGUUGUUCCUACACUGCUGGUGCCUCUUCACAACCACAGCUGCGCAGAGACGGCCGCCCCUCUGCCGAGCCAAGACCUGACGGAGCUCUCCCCAGAGCACCGCUGGAGGAGCAACAGGACAGAUCCACAGUAUGGACCGAACCCUGGGGAAGUGGCCACAGCCAGCAUCUUCUUCGGGGCCCUGUGGUUGUUUUCUAUCUUUGGCAAUUCCCUGGUGUGUCUGGUCAUCCACCGCAGCAGGAGGACUCAGUCCACCACCAAUUACUUUGUGGUCUCCCUGGCAUGCGCUGACCUUCUGGUCAGCGUGGCCAGCACGCCUUUUGUCCUGCUGCAGUUCUCCACCGGCCGCUGGACCCUGGGCAGCGCCGUGUGCAGGGCCGUGCGCUACUUUCAGUAUCUCACCCCGGGUGUCCAGAUCUACGUGCUCCUGUCCAUCUGCAUAGACCGGUUCUACACCAUCGUCUACCCACUGAGCUUCAAGGUGUCCAGAGAGAAAGCCAAGAAGAUGAUCGCCGCGUCCUGGAUCUUCGAGGCGACCUUUGUGACCCCUGUGUUGUUCUUCUAUGGCUCCAGCUGGGACAACCACUGCAACUAUUUCCUUCCCUCCUCUUGGGAGGGAACCGCCUAUACUGUCAUCCAUUUCUUGGUGAGCUUUGUGAUCCCGUGCAUCCUCAUAAUCUUAUUUUACCAGAAGGUCAUAAAAUACAUUUGGAGAAUCGGCACUGAUGGCCGAACAGUGAGGCGGACCAUGAACAUUGUCCCAAGGACAAAAGUGAAAACAAUCAAGAUGUUCCUCAUUUUAAAUUUGCUAUUUUUGCUCUCCUGGCUGCCUUUUCAUGUCGCUCAGCUGUGGCACCCCCAUGAACGAGACUAUAAGAAAAGUUCCCUUGUGUUCACUGCUAUCACGUGGAUAUCCUUUAGUUCCUCAGCCUCUAAACCUACUCUGUAUUCCAUUUAUAAUGCCAAUUUUAGGAGAGGCAUGAAAGAGACUUUCUGCAUGUCAUCAAUGAAGUGUUACCGAAGCAAUGCCUAUACUAUCACAACCAGUUCAAGGAUGGCCAAAAAAAACUAUGUCGGCAUCUCAGAAAUCCCUCCAUCGGCCAAAACUAUAACCAAAGACUCAAUCUAUGAUUCGUUUGACAGGGAAGCCAAGGAAAAAAAGCUUGCUUGGCCCAUUAAUUCAAAUCCGCCAAAUACUUUUGUCUGAUUUCUCAGAAUUCUUUCAAUUAUUAUUAUGCACCAGAGGUUAAAAGUUUAACUAUAAAAACAAGCUAUUUAUGUAUUUUUUCAAUCAAUUUUCUGAUGGAAAUGUUUUAUUAUGUAGAAUGCACUCACUAUUGAUUUUAGUUUUUGUCUUUUUUAAUUUAGCUGCUUUCUGUUUUACAGGUAGCUUUUCACCUUGAGCUUAUUUAUGGUCAA